AACCAUUGUCUUCUACCUCUAAAUCUCACUAUUUGCUGCAUUAGCAUAUCAAGCAGAAAAGGACACAAUGUGCAUGCAAAUUUGAUAUGAAGAAUAUUUUGGUGGCAAAAGUGAACUUUCACACACCAAUAACAGUCAAACAGAGUGGAGCAUCACAUGGUAUAGAUCUGUCUUAUAAGGUAUUACUAUAGUUUAUGUGCUGAUCUCAAUUCUUCAACUCCCAUCUCUUCUUGUGCACAAGUCUCUCUCUUUGCUUCAUCAACAAAUUCAAAGUCCAUUUUCCUAGACAAAAACAUUAUCUUUUUCCCUUUUAAUUCCCCAAAAAUCUUGGGUUCCACAACACUCCUUCCAAAAGUACCAUUCCAUCUCAAUCUUCUUGUCUUCUACUCCUACUAAUUGUAUCAAAAUUAGCAUAUGUUCAACAGUUUCUCAAUCUUCCACAUCAAAACCAGAUCCUAAUCCUUUGUUAAUUGUGACUUUGAUCACCCAAUAAUGUACUUGUCCUUGUGUUUAGAAAUUUUCCACUAUUUGACAUAAAGGGAUUAUAGUUCCUAUAGAAUGAAGAACAUCCACAAGCUCACUUUGAUUCUGGUACUGACCUCAGCCACAGUUUUGGUAUUUCUUGCAUUUUUAAUCUACUUUUGCUGCAAAAGAAGUCCAAAAACUGAGCUAAAAGAUGUAGAAAGCACAGAGCUGAAGCAUGAAGAUGAUGGUGUUGUUCUUCAACUGGAGGACUUGAUAACUUUUCAGAAUGGUGAGGACCUCUCAAUUUCUGACAUACUGGAAGCUCCAGGAGAAGUGAUUGGAAAAUCCAACUAUGGCACACUUUACAAGGCUUUGUUGCAGACAAGUGACUCAGUGAAGUUGCUGAGGUUUUUGAGGCCUGUGUGUACUGCAAGAGUUGAAGAAUUUGGUGAAGUGAUUCAGCUUUUGGGCUGCAUCAGGCACCCCAAUUUGGUGCCUCUUCUGGGUUUCUAUGCAGGGCCAAGAGGUGAGAAGCUUCUGAUUCAUCCGUAUUAUUGGCGUGGGAGUCUGGCUCCAUUUGUGAGAGAGGGCAACCCUGAGUCUCACAAAUGGGCGAUAAUUUAUAGGAUCUCAGUUGGUAUAGCCAAAGGAUUACAUCAUCUUCACACUGGCUUGGAGAAGCCAGUAAUUCAUGGUAAUCUCAAGUUGAAAAAUGUGCUCUUCGACCGGCAUUACCAACCUUUCAUCUCAGAUUUCAGCCUACACCUUCUCUUGAAUCCCACUGCCAGCCAAGAAAUGCUUGAAUCUUCGGCAUUCCAAGGCUACAAGGCUCCCGAGCUGAUCAAAAUGAGGGAUGCAAAUGAAGAGACUGAUAUAUACAGUUUCGGGAUCAUCUUACUUGAGUUACUCACAGGGAAGGAACCCAUCAACCAAAACCCUACAACACCUGAUGAGGACUUCAGUUUGCCGAACCUAAUGAGAAAUGCAGUCCUUGGACAUAGAAUUCAUGAAGUGUUCCAUCCAGAUAUACUUGUCAGUAGCUGCACUACUGAUGAUGAAAUCCCAGUUACUAAGGAAAGAAUACUCAAAUUGUUUCAGCUUGCUAUGACAUGUUGUUCUCCUUCACCAUCACUGAGACCAAACACCAAGCAAGUGCUAUGGAAGCUUGAAGAGAUUGGAAGCUAGAACAUUGUUGGGUAGGUCAUAGUCAGAGUGCCUGGAUUUCAUUUCAGGAUAUUUCUAGUUUACAAAAUCUGCAUGAUUGAAGCCCAUGACAGUAUUGAUGAUGACAUUGACAUGUAUAGUAAAAAGUAUAGAUAAUUGGGUAUACUUUCUUGAAGGCAAAAAGUUGGAAAAUUUCAGCUACCAGGAUUUGUAGGAUUGCUUCCUGAUGGUGAUAUGGGGUACACACUUUAGGUAAAAGUUUCAGAUUUAAGCAAUGUGACAAGGAUCAUAAAGUUGGUGAUUUCUUUGUCACCAUGACUCAUAUUGCAGAUUUCAAUAGUGGUGUGGAGGGGGUGCAAAGUGUUACAAGAGAGGGUAUGGUCGCUCAGCCAAAAUGAAAAAGAGAGCUAUGAAAUUAUGCUUUUCCAAACCAAGAUUGUAAGCAACUUUGUUUUUUAUUUUAUUUAUCCACGGAUUAAAUUUAUGUU
Rosa rugosa (rugosa rose) is the source of this 2117-nucleotide messenger RNA. RefSeq names its product putative kinase-like protein TMKL1. The record is from RefSeq and is a predicted model, not a curated record. The transcript is spliced from 2 exons. Gene Ontology annotation, molecular function: ATP binding; protein kinase activity. Lineage: Eukaryota; Viridiplantae; Streptophyta; Magnoliopsida; Rosales; Rosaceae. Gene Ontology annotation, biological process: protein phosphorylation. Bases 559 to 1650 code for a protein of 363 amino acids.